AUCUCAGUCUGAUAACUGUCUCCCUGUGAAGGUUUGAGAUGCGCGGCCUGCUGGUGAACAACGAGGACCUGCUGAGGACCAACACUCAGCUGAACAACGAGAUGAAGAGGAUGAGAGAGCAGAUGAUAGAGAUGGAGAGAGAGAACCAGGCGAUGGGGGAGAGAUGCAGAGAGAUGGAGAUUGAGGUGAAGGAAGCCCGGGACAUGAUGGUGGAGGCCAACACUCAGGAAUACGCCUUCAAUUUUCUCCAGCAGUCCCUCAAAAACAAGAUCCAGGACGCUGAGGACAACCUGGAGAAGCAGACGCAGCACGCCCAGACUCUGUCUGAGAAGCUGUGGCUGGCAGAGAGACAGCUGGAGGAGCUGGAGGUGGACAGAGACACCAGGGACAAGAGGACAUCUGAGAUGAACGCAACCAUCCUCAGACUGGAGACAGAGCUCGGUGAAGCCGUGCAGGCGUCCACACAGGCUUCAGCAGAGCUGAAUCUGCACCAGAAGCUGCGUGAAGACAGCCAGAUGAGAGUGGAGGAGCUGGAGGAGUCUCUGCUGGAGAAGGAGCAGGAGCUGCAGAGAAUGCAGCUCCUCGUCAACAGACUGCAGGGAGAGGUCUCCGGUAAGCUGAUUGAUAAGGAGCAGACGCUGGAAGAGGAGAUCCAGCUGAGAGAGAGGAUACAGCUACAGUGUAAACAGGCUGAAAGGAUGGUGGACGACCUCCAGAUGGAGCUGCAGAGCACCAACCAGACCAAAGAGGACCUGGCCAAACAAGUCAAACAGGCUCAGGAGAAGAUGAUCGACAUGGAGAGCGACCUGGAGGAGCUGCAUGACAGCGAGCAAAGAUGGGCCGCCAAACACAAGAGAGCUAUCGAACAGACCGAGCAGCUGCAGCUGAAGUUGCUCCAGGAGAAAGAUCUGAACGACCAGCUGGAAAGUGAGAAGGCCUCCAUGGAGAGACAGCUGCGUGAGAUGCGUCUGGAGGUGGAGGAGCUUCAAAGCUCCAGAGUGCAGGAGGAUGUCGUCUCCAGGGCGGAAAGCAAAGUCAAAGAGCUGGAGAACAUCCUGAGGACCGAGGAGAGGAACAAGUCUGUUCUGACAAACACCAUCAGUAAACUGGAGAGGAGGAUCAACGAUAUGACCGAUCAGAUGGAGGAGGAGCACAGGAUAGCUACUGAGCAGAAAGACCUGAUCACCCAGAGGAUGCGCUCUCUGAAGCGUCAGCUGAACGAGGCAGAGGAGGAGGCGAGCAGGAGGGAGGCACAGUGCCGCCACACCCAGAGAGAGCUGGCAGAGGAGAGGGAGACGAACAGCCGGCUGCAGAGGCAGCUACUCGACCAGCACCUGCAAACAAAGCGUAAGGAGACUCUGACCAUCCGCCAGACUCUGGAUAACCUGAAGUUGGACCUGAGUGUUGACGACGAAGACGAAGAUUAUCAGCUGCCACAAACAAACGUCUCCAAAGUCUGAACCCUCACACUCCACACACCAUGCUACAUCUCUACAAUGAUUUAGUGUGUGGUGGCAUUUUCUAAACCUGCCACCACGUUAUCACAGUAAGAGGCAGGAGACUAAAUUCAUUCUUCCAAAAAAGGGAAAGGAUAAGCUGCAUUUGACGAAACCCAAAAGUCCACUAGGAUCCUUUAUUUACCACUGUUGUGUUAUGUGAAAUCUCCUAGAGUUUGUCCUGGAAAGAACCAUGUAAUCAAGUACGAAUAAUACGUAAUGUGUUGAAUUAACCAAUUUGAAAUAAUUGCAUAAUUAGCUUACCUCUUAUUCAAAGGAAAUGUUUCUUUACAGCAAACUUCUCAGUAAAAUGUCAGGAAAUUAGAGACCUGACAUAUUUAUCACCCUCCCCUGACGACUAGCAGGAAUUACAACCAUUUACAGUGCAGAGCUAAGCUCCUGGUGGGCUCACAGCCUCACUGUCAGUGUGACAGACACAAAGAUUAGCCUGUCAACAAUGACGUGAAAUGCCUGUUUUCUGCUUUUCUAUUACACAGAAUAUUUAACAGAAUAAUUGUCUACUUGUUUGCCAAAGGAACUAGGUGCGAGAGAGAUGCUGACAAACAUAAAGGGAAAACUCACGAGUGGACAGUGAGGGGAAAAAGUGCCUUUAAAGAACUUUAAACAGCCUGAAAUACAUUUUGGAGUGUGGAAGCUUCAAGGUCUUUAAGUGACUGCACUCUUAUGACUCUGACAGGACUCAUUUAGAUUUGUUUUUUUUUUAAUUAAUAGAAAGUUAUCUGGUGGAGCUUUGCUGAUUUUUCUUUCACACAGAGGGAUUAUCCAUGUUAGAGGCUGUUGAGUUUAAUAUGUUUUACACAUUCACCUGCAGUAUUUGAACAUAUUUCAUGGUGGUUGACACAUAACUGCAGAGGAGGGAUCUCCGGAUGUGACACGCAGAAACGAUUAAGAGAUUAUUUAUAUUGAACAAUUUUUUUUAAUGUUGUUUUUAUCAUCUGAAGAUUGCUGAUUUCGUAAUUGUUUGUGGGGCAAAACGUAUGAUUUUAGAAAAUGAAAUGUAUGAUUUUUUUUUUAAGUUCAGUUUCAGGUAUUUUAGGGGUUUUGCUGCUGUAUUGAUGUAAUGUACUGUGCCUUCCACUUACAGUAUCUGUUUGUGAGAUAAGAUUUAAGGGGUAGGAUUUUUAGUGUCAGUGAAGAUGACCAAAAAAGCACACUUUACACUUGUUAUCCAGAUUGAAUCAAACCACACAAAAAAUUAUUGAAUAUAGUUUCUAUAUCUUUAAAAGUGAAUCAACUGAGAGGUUUCAACUAUCAAAAGAAGCAUAAAUGUCUAAAUAUAGUUUAGAUCUAAGAUGUGUGUUAAUGCAGUAAGUGGAAGAGGCAAAAAAGAAUAAAAUAAUAGAUUGUGUUAAAAAAUGUGUAAAAUGUUCUCUGUGCUCUUAUUUUGGAGGGGAUAACUAUGUGCACAGGAAAACAAACAAGGCUGGGUUGUUGAAUUCAAAUCAGUAGAAAAUGAUUCAAUAUUAGUCCAUUAAUACUUUAAUUUGACCCACUUCCUGCUUCUGAUUGAUUUGUGAGUAAACUGAACCCAGCCCUGUUCAAACAGUCCUUUGUAUGUGUAAGGCUAAUAUUCAGAUAUUGUUUGGAUUCUCUGUUAUGUUUACAUUUGUUGGUGUAUUUUACUUUUUUGGAAACAGGAUCAUACAUUACAUGAAAGAGUUUGAUUUUUCAGCUGAUGGGAAUGUGUGCUACACAUGACUAGUGUUUGUUUUUGUAGGUUUGUCAUUCUCAUGACAAAGGCAACGGUGUCUACGGAUGUGUAAAAAGGAAUAGAUUUCAUUGACUUAUUUUUGUAACUGAACUUCACAUUCUACUGGUUCUGUUCUCAGGUAUUUAUUUUUCACAUUGUCUGUUUGGUGAGAAGUUUCUUUGUACAAAAUAAAAAUAAAUUCUUCUCCACUGUGAAUUUUGGGUGUUGGUGUAUUUCUUUAUUAUG
Molecule: messenger RNA, 3453 nt
Organism: Epinephelus moara (kelp grouper)
Lineage: Eukaryota; Metazoa; Chordata; Actinopteri; Perciformes; Serranidae
Product: cingulin-like protein 1
Exons: 11
Coding region: 39-1460 (473 amino acids)
Cellular component (GO): myosin complex
Source: RefSeq, a predicted model, not a curated record